Molecule: messenger RNA, 1348 nt
Organism: Dreissena polymorpha
Lineage: Eukaryota; Metazoa; Mollusca; Bivalvia; Myida; Dreissenidae
Exons: 5
Coding region: 30-992 (320 amino acids)
Source: RefSeq, a predicted model, not a curated record
UGCCGAAAAGUCACGUCUUCGACACCACCAUGGGACGGACUGCAGAAAUCAGAUGUUUGCUAAUUUUACUUGGAUUUAAUUUAUGCGUAAAUUUAGUCCAAGCAGCUUUCGCAAAUGUUGGCGUGAAGUAUCAAGUUACACUCAACGUGUUUUCGGGUCGGGAAAAUCCGGAAUGGGAAGUAGACGAGACCAACUCCAUGUACCAACAACUGUCAUGGGCCGUCAACAGCGAGCGACCUACAGACAUCGAUGAGCGACACAUGGGCUACCAAGGUUUUGUUGUAAGAGCUACGAACGCCCACGGCCAAACGGCAUGGAAGACGGUCGGCCGCUACACGAGCCGGCGCAUCGAGAGUAUUCUCCUGAAGUCCUGCCCAUCUAGCGUGGGGCUCAGUCCUCAGCUGGUGAAUCACGUGAACGCCGCAAUUUUGGGACAGCUCCCACAAACUCCGCAACCAAAGACCGUUUCCAAAGCGCACGUGACGUAUAACAAUGAGGAGGACACGAUUAGCGUCAGCAUCCGCCAACAUUUCCUCGUGCGCCGGAAGCGUCAGGCCCAGAUGUGCGCCACGCGGUUUGCGCCGGAAAACUGGAACUACGCUUCAGUGCAGCGCAGAAACAACUGCUACAACUAUGCAACCAACAUGCAGACCAACACAUUUGCUCAGCCAGGCCGAGCAUCCGGUAGACGCUACACACAGACCACGCCGCAGGACGUAUACGCCGCUUCAUUGCGCGAUGGUUUGACGCCGCUCAGCAUACCGGACGCCGGAAGAGAGUGCCUGAUCGCCCUUGUGAUCUGGCCGGGUGAGGACUACCACUAUCUGCGCCUAGACAACGACGGAACCUGGUCCCAGAAGAGUGGCCGCACGCGCGCCCGUAACACCGACGACAGUGGAUUCACAAUCACGGAUCCCCGCAUGGCUGACACCGGUCCGUACACCGUGUUUGCCGGAUUCCUCGGCGUCGGCCCAAACGCCAACAUCCGAUAAUUCAUUCCCUGAACAAAAAAUGACUUCAAACCAGGCUAUUACAAUCAUGGAACGCACUCAACUCGGUCACGUCUUUGACAUUGUGGAGAAUAAUAUUUAAUCGAAAACUUAUCAGAUAUGGACUUUUACUGUGCAAUGUUUAUGCUCGUGUUGAUGAUCGCAUUAGUGUUUAUGCAAUACCUGACCGGAGGGCCAUUGACAUCUAUACAGCUUCCUUCAACUGAACCCGUAGGCAUUGUUGACAAUCCUUGUGUAGUUUUUCAUAGAUGAUAAGCUUCUUGAAUAAAAUAUCUCGUUUUUUGUGUAAACAGAGUGAAAAACAAUUAAGUUUUCAAAAUAAAUUCGUUUUUCAAGUG